CUGGCUCGGGCUUUCCAUGUUUCUCAACUGUAAUUUUGCUUUCCUUUAUGAUUACAUACUCAUCGUUUGCCCAAAAGAAAUAAUGUCAGACACCUCGGGGUACUUGUUGUCAACUGGCAGAUGAACAGCGCUUUGUCAACUAUGCACCUAAAUCUUUUGUCUAUAGGAUAGAUCAUUCAAUUACAAGACAGGUUGGGGCUGACUAACCGAGCAAAUAGAUUGACCGAAAACUUCCAAGUCGAUGGCUCCCUCCCGAGGCCAUUCUAACUAACAGGACGCUAACCAGCUAACAGAGUAUGGUGCAUGUCGCGGACUGCGCCGUCUCCCUGGGCUACCUCUUGCAAUUCGCGCGAAACUGCGUGCCGGAUGGCUUCAGCACCGCGGACGUAGUGCAGCGCAUUGUAAAGCCAGCCACGAACGCGCAACGCUGCCGAUAUGUGUCUCUUGCAUCAGUUCCGCCCAGCGCCGUAGGCAGGAGUCAAUACUUCAUCAGCCAUCGCUGGGGUGCUGACUUCACCCAGGAGCUCGUCGCCUUGGUUGCCGGUCAUUUCGCAGACGCUGCAGAUGCAUCAGGGACAACGGCCGCGCCCGGAGGGCUGCGAGGUCCCGCAGACGGUACGCUGUCUGCGGGAAAAUGCCCGAACCAGCUUCCUCAAGCUCACACGCUGUGUCACAGCCGUGACGCUGACGUACCAUCAGCAGGAUUGAAUGCAUCAAAUCUCCCAACAGGCAUCCAGACAAGCGCUUCCCUGCGAUCUUCGGUCUCUCCAUGCGGGGUAUACAGUACGGCAUCCCUCCCUGUUCAUACGAACAACGGCAGACGGAUCUCCAGCAGCGGAAGAAGCGGUUGCCAAACUCCCGUGACAUCGCCCCCGACGCCCUCAUGCCGUAGCACGCUCCCAGCUGCUGCCGCAGUCGCCAUCCCCCCUCCACGAACCUCAUCCAUGCCCCACGGCCCAGCUCGGCACCCCAGCCUGAGGCCCACCAAGCCCCAUCUCCGAACCAGUAGGGACUACAACGAGCCCCCAUUGGAGGUGGUUGCAAGCGGAAACAGCGUGACAAGCAUCAAAAGCGGCUACAGCAUUCAGAGGGCCGAACAGGGAUCAGGGAUCGGGGCCGCUGGCGGGCCUAAAGCAUACGUCGACAGGGUUAACAAAAGCUCGCGCACAGGCCUUGUUGCCAUGGCACAACUCCCGGGGACCACCGCUGCAGCCGCCGCUGGCCCCGUCGAGACCGACGUCCUGCUUGAAUACGACCACCUCGAACUUUUCGACCGUGAUGGUUCCUUACAGGGAAUUUCCCUCAAUCCUCUCCUAUGUCAUCCGCCUUGUCCCCAGCAACAGCAAAGGCGGCCACAGCAGCUACAGCAGUACCAGCAUUCGCCCAGCCGGCAGCGGCAUCAGCCGUCCUCGCCGCCCUUUCCCUCGCCCUCCGUUCGCACCCAAAAGCAACGAUCCUUCGCCCGCAGCUGCACCUCAUCUCGGCACAGCAGUCGUGACAUGCUACUUAACAACCCCUCUGCCUGUAGCACCGGUUUCAGUCCCAGAAAGACUCUAGCCUACGCAGAGAGCAUGCGGCUUAGGCCGCGAACCCCGCCGCCACCAUCGGAACAGGGUACCGCGACAGCCGUACAAAGUACGGCGUACGACAGCUCUGCAAACGCCUCCCCAAGCGCUGCGGCGCUUGCAGCGGCUGCUGCAAGCCAUGAGGCAACAGCAGCAAUAGCUUGUGAUGGUGGUGGUAGUGGUGGUUCUGGUACAGCUGCGCAUGGCUUGGGACGGGAGGUAUCAGCCAUUACCUCCACCGCUGGGUCUAUGUGCAUCCCGGCCUCAACAGGCAUCAGCAGCAGUAGCAGCGGCGGCGGCAGCAACACGAGCGGUGGCAGCGGUAUCGACCGCCGCACCUACCGAAGCAGCAGCAGCCGCUUCAUGGCUUCUGGACGCGCCUCCCCCGCCUUCGCACCCCAUGGCUCCGUCGCCGCAGCCGCGACUGCUGCCGCUGCAACCGCUUCCACCACAAGUUCCGCAGCAACCGAAACCGCCGCACCCAAGCCGUACAACACCGUCAAUGCGGAGUUGGUUGACGGGUUGUUGGCGCGGUUCGUUGGUCGGGAGCAGCUGCUACGGGAGACCUUUGUGUGGCUCGACAUAUUCGCCAUCAACCAACACCCCGACACCACGCAGGCUGAGGACCUGUCCAAGCUGCAGGAGGUGGUGGGCUCCUCGCAGGCAACCCUGCUGGUGUUGGAUGGCGAUGGGCAGGUCCUUACCCGCAUCUGGUGUCUGUACGAGAUUUGGCAGACUGUACGACAGCGCGGAGCCAAGGGCCUACGUGUCCUGGCGGGCCAGCUGCACCACACGCACCUAGCCCGGGUGUGGGGAGAUCUCGAGGUGGAGCGGGCGCAGGCUACGGUGGAGGCUGACCACGUGCGCAUCCUGGCUGACAUCCGCGCCGAUACGGGGGCGCAGCAGCUCAACCAGCUCAUCAAGAGGGCCAUCGUGGAGAGCGCCUGCCACGACCACCAGCUCGCCCGCUCCUCCGCAUCCGCAUCCGCCUGCCACUCCCCCGCCGCCUCACGCGCCGCCCUCCGCGCCGCCUACCUCCUGCGUCUGGCGGGUCGGACCCACGAGGCCCUGGCUGCAGCCCGUGAGGCGGCGGAGGGGUUCAGGGACGCCAGCUCCGCGCCCGGGAUGGGGCAGGAUGGAGCUGCAGGGGGAGCAGCAGCCGGGACGUCCUCCGCUGCCUCUGUUGCUGCGGAUGGAACAGUGGCUGCCGGUAACGCUGCUGCUGCCGCAGCGACGGCAGCAGCGCAUAUGGAGACGUUACAGGCCCUGCGCACCGUUGCCGGCUGCCAUGCGGACCUGGGGUCCUUGCCGCUCGCUGUGGAAAUACUGCAGCAGCAGGUCGUUCCACACUUGGAUGCUGCCGAAGUGGCGUACGACACGACCACCACCGCCGCACUGCCGUACGACGCCUUGUGCGACCUAGGCAUGCUGCAGUACAGGAUCGGUCAGUACGACAUGUCGUACAUGACGCUUCUGAGGGCGCUGUACCACCAGCUACGGGCCCUGCACCUUGCCGCUCCUAACGCCACACCCCAGUUGGUGGGUGCGGUGGUGCUGCCGCCGCCGCAUGCAGGAAGCUUAGCAGCAGCAGCAGCCACCAGUACUGCUACGGCUGCAGCGACAGAUGCAUGGGAAGGAGGGAGGGGCCGGGGUAGUCGGUCCGAUGAAGUAGUGGACGCAAGCGAUGUUGUUGCAUGUACGGCAGCGGCAGGGCCGACGGUUGUCGCCGUUGCGGCCCUGUCCGAGGAGCAGUUGACAGCAGCGAUGGCUGCCGUACACUCGUUAGCGGCGGCGGUGGCGGCGGAGGCCGAGGCGGACAAGGAGAGGGGUGCAGGGGAGGAGGGCGGGUCUAGCAGAGGCGCCAAGGGAAGUAAGCUGCAAGGCGGCAGCGGAGGAGGGGGCAGCAGCGGUGGCUUGCGUCGGGCUGUGGAGGGUGUGGGAGAGCGAGUGGGGCUUACCCUCCACAGCUUGGGGCUGGUGCAGUGGGAGCGCUCUCGUCGUGUCCGAGGUUGCGGUGGCAGCAGCAACGACGGUGCGGGUGGCAGCGGUGCGGGUCAGGAGUGCGGCGCGGGGCUGGCUCGGCGAGCAAGACAGCUGCUGGAAGCCUCCGUAGAGCUGCUGGACGUGCUGAGCAGCGCGGAGGGCGGCCUCACCGCCCUGGACGCGCGCAGCAACCUGGCCAUGAUGGUCAUGGAGGGGGGAGAGCUGGAGUCCUGUGAGCGGCUGCUCCGCGCCACGCUGGCCCUCACGGAGCGGGUGUACGGCAGCGCCCACCCGCACACCGCCACCGCCAUGAACAACCUGGCGCUGUGCCUCAAGCGCUCCCGCCGCGCCCCCCUGCUGGCCGAGUCCGUCUCGCUGUACCGGCGCUGCCUGGCGGUGUGCGGGCGGGAGUUGGGCGAGGAGCACCCGGAGACGCUGGCGGUGGCGGUGAACCUGGGGGUGCUGCUGGCGGACAUGCGGCAGUGGUCCGAGUCCGAGGCGCUGCUCACCCGUGCGGUGGCCUGCUCCUCCUCCCUGCUGUACAAUCACCAAAGCCACCACCACCACCACCACCAAAACCUGCCGUACAACGCUUCCGCGAAGACCUACAACACCAGCCACCUCAGCGGCAACACCAACAGCAACGCUAACCGCCCCAACCCCCACAGCGGCUCCCGCAGUGACGCCUACCGCGCAGCUUCCUCAUCCUCAUCGCAGUUCGCGUCCUUUACCAAUGGACGCAGCAUUGGUUUUGGGGCUGGGGCUACGGCAGGCAGCAGGGGAGAUCUUGGCGGCGCUGCAGCAGCGGGAGGCUACGGGUGCAGCGGUGGCGGCGGGGGGUUGCUGGUGGCGGGGGGAGCAGCGGGCCCCCACCCGGACGCCAUGGCGGCUCACAGGCGGUUGGCGGAAGUGCUGGAGUGCAGGAACAAGUUGUUCGAGGCGGAGGCGAUGUUCCGCAUUACGCUGCAGCUGGCGGAGAGCUGCCCGCCGGACACACGCGACCACGGGCUGGUGCUGGAGAGCCUGGAGGGGCUGGCGCGGGUGCAGGCGCGCAUGGAGCAGGCGGUGCGGGCGCAGGCUGACGGCGGCUGCUGUACCAUAUCCUGACGGCGAAAGCAACAGGAAAGCUCCAUUUUGUACGACAAUGCCCAAGAUCAUCAAGAUCAUCAUCAUCAUUAUCAUCAUCAUCAUCAUCAUCAUCAUCAUCAUCAUCAUCAUCAUCAUCAUCAUAGACAUCACUCCAGUCCGGGGCUCCAUCUGUGCCCCGGACAAGGGCGGCCUCUAAUCGAGGAGAAUGAAGUACGGCCAUUGUCAAAAAUGCUGCUGCCACAGCUGCAUGGGGGGCGUCCAACUCCUUGUGUUGCUACUACUACUGUAGCAGCAGAGCGGCGGCACAUCCAAGCCCACCACGUCCGCCGCUGCUAAGCGACACGGCGGAAGUCACAGCAGCUACUGGCAACCUUACCCAAAUGCCAUGAGGCUGCUGCUGCCUCAAUCCGGAGCUGUUGUGCCCUACUGCUUAAUGCUGUAUGUACAGAAUAUGUAGCACUUCGAAUUGAAGUGGAUCAGAUUCCAGAAUCCAAGACCUCGAGAUCCGACAGCAGACAAGAUACAACUGCGAAAACAAUGCAUGCAUGGACGGCCCAACAUCGCCAUUGCCGUUAGGCCGCGGGAUGACGGGGGAUGCCGUUCACUUUCCCGGGCGUUUCCUUGACACUGCUUUGGACGGCUUUGUUUCGGCAUAAAUUAUUGGUCGCUCGGUUUGACUCGAGGAUGUGAGGGUGUUAGGUCGUGAAGCUUGUGCAGGCUGUGAAGAAGCUUGGUCACCGAAGUUACUGCAAGGGUAAACAUGGCAAUAAUGUACUAUUAUGUUUUGUGGCGCAUUUUGUUUGCUCUGCAGACUGCUAAUCCCCAGUAACAUAGAUCAGUUAACGGGCACCACGGCGGUUUGCUAGGCAUCUGCAUGGUUCGCGGAGUACCGUGCUUAUUGCGGCACAUUCGUACAUAGGACACGGGUGGAUGGCUGGAUGGCUUUUGGCUUUGGGGGAUGAUAUGGGUUUGAUCUGUAUGCUGCUGUACGGCAAACCUGAACUGUUUCUUGGCACGAUAGGCGUCCUGGUACCGGUAUUCUUAGCAAGGCUUAACGAACAGGAGGAAUGUAUAGUGCGUCCACAACAUGGUUUUACUGUGCUUGCUCCGUAGCGCUAACAGCAUCCUUGUGCAGUACUAAACACUAGCUACUUUUGUAUGAGUUAAUUUGGUGCAGGACGUGACACGAUCAGGCUGAGUGAUUCGGCUGGCAGGACGCCCUUUGCAAACGUCCAUACCUCCUUAACUGCUGUGUCCUCUGGAAGGUUUGAAGAGGUGGAAACGUUAUGUUACGUGCAUGCUACCGUAGGGAACUGCAGAUUGAAGUUGCAUGCUGCAUGCGCGGUGUGGUUGCAGCUCUAGCUUUUGCUUCUGCUGGAGUUACGUGACUUAAGGUUGAGUUAUUGAUAUGUACGGUGCAUCUAAAGGCGGGGCCUUCCUGCGAAUAACGUAAGGUCGUAUACGAAGACGACGGACGGAAUGCGACUUUUACAGGGGAGUCCGAACGACUCAAGUGCGACGCACAACCCUGUAGGCCAUGUAAACCAUGCCACAAACUUAAGUUAUUGGGAUCAGACGGCAUGAUGGUCUUGGAGGCUGACGGCA
Astrephomene gubernaculifera is the source of this 6242-nucleotide messenger RNA. Lineage: Eukaryota; Viridiplantae; Chlorophyta; Chlorophyceae; Chlamydomonadales; Astrephomenaceae. The record is from the annotation of a GenBank genome assembly.